Molecule: messenger RNA, 570 nt
Organism: Crotalus tigris (Tiger rattlesnake)
Lineage: Eukaryota; Metazoa; Chordata; Lepidosauria; Squamata; Viperidae
Product: placenta-specific gene 8 protein-like
Exons: 4
Coding region: 16-390 (124 amino acids)
Biological process (GO): positive regulation of transcription by RNA polymerase II
Source: RefSeq, a predicted model, not a curated record
GGAGAUACCUUGAUCAUGAAGGAGGUUUUUCCAAGAAUAUUGCCCACAAUGAAUGUUCAACCUAUGGUUGUCACUCAGCCACAGACGGUGAUGGUGGUCCAGCCCCAAGCAAACCAUUGGCAAACGGACUUAUGUGACUGCUGUAGCGAGUGUGACAUUUGUCUCUGUGGAUUGUUCUGCUUCCCUUGUUUGGCAUGCCAAGUUGCUGCAAAUAUGGAUGAAUGUUGUUGUUGCGGAGCAUCUGUGACCAUGCGGGCUGUGUACAGGACAAAAUACAAUAUCCCUGGAUCCAUCUGUGGGGAUACCUGCAUUGUGGGGUGUUUCCCCACUUGUUCUCUCUGCCAAAUCCAGAGAGAUAUCAGAAGAAGAAAACAAAUGGGGAUAUUCUAGAAGACUUCACCCUAAGCUCCUUUGGACCUUUAUAUUUGUCCUUUUUUAAAUUAGAAUUUUGAGAAAUAAGAAAUAAGUAGUUUGUAGGGAGAACCAUUAUUUAGAGGCACCCUUUCUUUAUAAUUCUAAGCAUAUUCUUAACCCAGAAAUUAAAUUUUAGUACUAAUUCAGAGCUCAAAA